AUGAUGAAUGUAACCAACCACUUUUGGAUAAAGCUCAGUUAAGAGCCACAUCUCAGUUGCCCGAAAGAGGCCCAUACAAUGCCAGACUUAAUGGCGGAAACGCAUGGACGGCUAGCAGCUCAGACUUUGGUCAGUACCUUAUAAUCGACCUGGGUCAAGUAAUGAACAUCACAACCGUGGCGACCCAGGGACGAGCUGUUCAAAAUGAGUAUGUUAUGGAGUAUGGUAUCAGUUAUGGUACAAAUGGCCUGGACUACGUUGAUUUCAAAGAAGAAGACGGUAACAUUAAGAUUCGUGUGCCCAUUUCAAGGAUCCAUAGGAGGUUCUACGUGGUCACCAGAGCUUAGCAGUUAUGAUCAACAUCUUACUGUGGAACUGGGGGACAGAUUUGAGAUACGCAGCAUUGCCACACGAGGUCGUGCUCAUACUAACGAGUAUGUGACAGAGUACAUUGUCCAAUACUCUGAUGAUGGGCAAGCCUGGGCCAGUUAUGAGAGUCAGGAUGGUGUAGAUGAGAUGUUCAAGGGUAAUGUAGAUGGAGAUACCAUAAAACUUAAUAAGUUCGAGGUUCCAAUUAUUGCGCAAUGGCUUAGAAUAAAUCCUACACGAUGGCGGGAUAGAAUAUCGUUAAGAUUAGAAUUAUAUGGAUGCAAUUAUGUGUCCGAUGUUCUUUCCUUCAAUGGUUCGUCUCUUUUGCGAUACGAUUUGUUGAGGGAACCGAUAGAAACUGAUAGACAUUUUAUACGUUUUCGAUUUAAAACAAACAACGCCGAUGGGGUCCUUAUGUACUCCAGGGGUACGCAGGGGGAUUACAUAGCCUUGCAACUGAAAGAUAAUAGAAUGUUGUUGAAUAUCGAUCUUGGAUCCGGUAUUAUGACGAGCUUGUCCGUUGGAAGCCUGUUGGACGACAAUAUGUGGCACGACGUCCUAAUAUCGCGUAAUAGAAAGAAUAUAUCGUUUUCGGUAGAUAGAGUAUUAAUCAAAGGAAGAAUAAAAGGAGAGUUUCAUAGACUGGAUCUGAACAGAGCGCUUUACAUAGGCGGUGUGCCCAACAAACAGGACGGAUUAGUAGUUAAUCAGAAUUUUACAGGGUGCAUAGAAAACUUUUACCUCAACGCAACAAGCAUCAUUCACGAUUUAAGAGAAACUGAAAUGACCGGUGAAAACUUAAGAUAUUAUAAAGUGAAUACGAUUUAUAAUUGUCCAGAACCACCCAUUGUUCCUGUUACAUUUUUGACCCAUGGAUCGUAUGCUAGACUCAAGGGAUACGAAGGGAUAUCUUCUUUGAACGCUUCCCUCACUUUUCGAACGUACGAAAAUCAGGGAAUCAUUUUGUACCACCAGUUCACGUCGCCGGGUUUUGUGAAGCUAUUCUUAGAAGACGGUAAACUGAAAGUGACCAUCCAAACGAAAGGAAAUCCCCAAGUAACUUUAGAUAAUUUCGACGAGAAGUUCAACGACGGCAAAUGGCACCAAGUUAUUUUGACCAUUGCUAAAAACAGUCUGAUCUUGAAUGUGGAUGGCACGCCGAUGAGAACCAAACGUAUGCUGGAAAUGACAACGGGUCCAGUGUAUUUUAUCGGCGGCGUAACAGGGAUAGAAAGCAACAAAGGUUUCGUCGGUUGCAUGCGAAUGAUUAGCAUCGACGGUAAUUACAAAUUACCGACCGACUGGAAGGAGGAAGAGUAUUGUUGUAAGAACGAAAUUGUUUUCGAUGCUUGUCAGAUGAUGGAUCGUUGCAAUCCAAAUCCGUGCAAACACUCCGGUAUUUGUCGUCAAAAUUCUGAUGAAUUCUUCUGCGAUUGUGCCAAUACGGGAUAUACAGGGGCGGUGUGUCAUACUUCAUUAAAUCCUCUCUCGUGCGAAGCGUACAAAAAUAUAAACACGGUCAAUCAACGAGCAGACAUUAAAAUAGACGUCGAUGGAAGUGGUCCGUUAAAUCCAUUCCCUGUGGUUUGUGAAUUCUACACGGAUGGACGCGUAAGGACGAUACUUCGGCACAAUAACGAACGCAUAACACCCGUGGAUGGGUUCCAAGAACCGGGCAGUUUCGUUCAAGAUAUUAUUUACGAUGCGGAUAUGGAUCAAAUCGAGGCUCUGCUAAAUCGAUCGACGAAUUGCAGGCAGAGGAUCAGUUACGAAUGCAUACAUUCGAAACUCUUUAAUUCACCGGUGCCGCAAGGAGAUUACUUUAGACCGAAUUCAUGGUGGGUCAGUAGAAGUAAUCAGAAAAUGGACUAUUGGGGCGGAGCGUUGCCAGGAUCGCGUAAAUGCGAGUGUGGUAUUCUUGGGAAUUGCGUGGAUCCCACGAAAUGGUGCAACUGUGACUCUGAGGUGAAGGGUCCCUUGGAAGAUAGCGGCGAUAUCACCGAAAAGGAAUACCUUCCUGUCAAACAAUUGCGAUUCGGGGACACUGGUACGCCGGUUGACGAGAAGGAAGGUCGUUAUACGCUAGGACCGCUUAUCUGCGAGGGCGAUGGUUCUAAUUUACCUUGGUUGACUGCCAAGGUAAGAUCAGAUUUGUUCAAGAACGUAGUGACGUUCCGUAUUGUCGAUGCAACCAUCAACCUGCCAACCUUCGAUAUCGGUCACAGCGGUGAUAUCUUCUUCGAAUUCAAAACCACCAUCGACAAUGCUGUUAUAAUGCACAGCAAGGGGCCUACGGAUUACAUAAAGAUUUCUAUAAACAGUGGAAACCAGAUUCAGUUUCAGUACUUGGCAGGUAGCGGCCCGCUCACUGUAAGCGUGCAAACCUCUUAUAGAUUAGCCGACAAUCGAUGGCACUCGGUGUCGGUUGAAAGGAAUCGUAAAGAGGCUAGAAUAGUGGUCGACGGGGCAUUGAAAACCGAGGUGAAAGAACCCCCGGGCCCGGUACGAGCCCUCCACCUCACGUCUGACCUCGUAGUCGGUGCCACGACGGAUUACAGGGACGGUUACGUGGGGUGCAUCAGGGCGCUUUUAUUGAACGGUCAGUUGCAAGAUCUGAGAAGCUACGCGCGACAAGGGCUGUACGGAAUCACCGAAGGUUGCAUGGGUAGAUGCGAGAGUAAUCCGUGCCUCAACAAUGGCACCUGCCACGAAAGGUACGACGGGUAUUCGUGCGAUUGUCGGUGGACCGCGUUCAAGGGUCCCAUUUGCGCAGACGAGAUCGGUGUGAACAUGCGUCCCAGCUCGAUCAUAAAAUACGACUUCAUGGGCAGCUGGCGUUCGACGAUCGCCGAAAAGAUACGAGUCGGUUUCACGACAACGAACCCUAAAGGAUUUUUGCUCGGUCUAUUCUCGAAUAUCUCUGGCGAAUAUAUGACGAUAAUGGUGUCGAACAGCGGGCACUUGCGCGUAGUGUUCGAUUUCGGUUUCGAACGGCAGGAGGUUAUAUUCCCGAACAAGCAUUUCGGUCUGGGACAGUACCACGACGUCAGGGUCGGUAGAAAGAACUCGGGGGCGACACUGAUAUUGCAAGUGGACAAUUACGAACCGAAGGAGUUUAAUUUCAACAUAAAAACAUCGGCGGACGCCCAGUUCAAUAACGUUCAGUACAUGUAUAUUGGAAGGAACGAGUCCAUGACGGAGGGAUUCGCCGGUUGCAUAUCCAGAGUAGAAUUCGAUGAUAUCUAUCCUCUGAAAUUGUUGUUCCAAGAGGACGGGCCCUCGAACGUUCGUUCUUUCGGUACUCCCCUAACGGAAGACUUCUGUGGCGUGGAACCGAUUACGCAUCCGCCCGAUGUCGUCGAAACGCGACCACCCCCGCAAUUGGACGAAGAUAUACUCCGAGCCGCGUACAACGAAAUCGAUACAGCAAUCUUGGGAAGCGUGUUGGCCGUUAUUAUCAUAGCGUUGGUAAUAAUGGCAGUGCUCAUAGGUAGGUACAUGUCGAGACACAAAGGUGAAUACUUAACGCAGGAAGACAAGGGUGCUGAGAUAGCGUUAGACCCCGAUUCGGCCGUCGUGCAUUCAACUACCGGUCAUCAAGUUCAAAAGAAGAAAGAAUGGUUUAUUUAAGUUGUACCGCGCUGUAACGAUUGCUAGAAUACGUUUAUAGGUAAAGCUAUGCAUAUUAUAAGUGCACUUUGAAGUGUCAUACGAAGGAUUUGCGGUAUGUUCCGUGAAAAGGUGAAGUUGAACUGGUUGGAUUUGCUUCGCCGUCUCAUGGAACGUACCGUAGAAGGGACAAUACGAAACUUUGUUUUUACUGUCUCGAUUAAAUACUAGCAGUAAGACGAAAAAAAAAAAAGCUUUGCAUAAAAGAAAGGCAGAGUCGGUUGAACGGAACUGAUUCACGAAACAUAAGAAAUUAUAUUGAAAUAUCUUAUAACGAAAAAUACCAGACUGGUACAAACAUAAUAAAAUUUUCCUGAGAAGAACUGAAUAUUAUAGAAGUAUUUCUCAUUUAAUUACUGUUUGGCUCAAUAUUUACAUUUAAAAAUUAAGAUUACCGUCGGGGCUAAGGAAAAUAACGUACGACUAUGACUAGCAGUGAAAUUGUAUACAAAGGCAGAAAGGUAAACGUGUCACUGUUUAAAUAAUUGAAGACAAUGUUUUUCAUUUUGCAUUAGUAUUUUACUUUUUAAGGUAAAGAUUCCAAUUAUUUCAAUACCUAGUUUGAAAUAUUGUAUUGUUAGUAGGUUGCUAAACAGUAGAGGGUAGUGAGAAACAAUUGUAAUUGCAAAUUGUUGUUAUUUUAGUUUGCGACGUGCAUAAGUAUUUAUUAUACUUUUGUAACUUAGUUCAAACAUCGCGACAGGAUAACAUUCUAACAUAAAAUAUUAUGUUCAUCCUUCUAGAAAAGGAAAAUAGUUCUUCGUUUUUCUUUUACUUGACUAUAUCUAUAUUUCCAUUUUUAAUAUCGACUGCAAAUUAUUAAACGACCCGUAAAAUGAGCGUUUUCGCUCUCGUGUUCAAAUUUGUUGAACUUCUUUUUUACCGAUGACAAAAAUUGUAUAUAUACAAAGUUUUAAACUUUCAAUAAUCUCCUGUAAAGUACUUUUUCUUUUGCAAAAAAUGUUCUCAGUAUUAUUUGUAAUGCUUACCGUCCAAAGUGCAUUUUAAUUUUUUUUUUUUUCGUAUUUAUUUUGUUUACACUUGUUUAUUAUAUAUUGCAGAUAUUUUAUUUUUUUCGACUUGUAAUAAUCCGA
Messenger RNA from Colletes gigas, 5132 nucleotides. RefSeq names its product neurexin-4 (gene Nrx-IV). The transcript has 13 exons. The record is from RefSeq and is a predicted model, not a curated record. Bases 205 to 3999 code for a protein of 1264 amino acids. Lineage: Eukaryota; Metazoa; Arthropoda; Insecta; Hymenoptera; Colletidae.